CCUAGGCGGUUCCGUUAGCGGCGGGAGGGAAAACCGUCCCCGGCGUCCCCGCCUCCGCUGCUAACGCUUUCCUCCCUACUCCCCCUGCGACCACCCUGCCGCCCGCUACGGAGGCCCCCGAAGUACAAACGUCCCCCAGGCCCCGCGACCCCCCGCAGAAGCUGCGUCCCGGCUAAGCCCCCGGGCCCCGUGCUCGCUUUUUGUCUUUUUCGUUGUCGUGGGUCAGGAAUUGGCACCGGUGAGUUCCCUCGGGCGGCAGAAACUUCAGCCGCUUCACGGAAGUAAAAGUUACACACACCCCCUCCUCCCCCUCCGCCGCCCAGGCCUCCCGCAUUCCUUCCCUCCCGCCUAUACGGAGAGCGGCGGGCGGGGGAGGAGGAAGCCAGGGCGCCUGCGCGCAGAGGCCGCUUUCCAUCCGGGUCCCUGUCCGUGCGGUGCAGCAGGUCGGUAGGCGGGAAAUGGCGACUGGCUGAAGGAGCCGAUUCUGUGGCUGCUGAGGGAUAAGCGGGAAAGACACCACCUAUUGCGCAGUCGGGACCAUCGCCGGAGCCUGGGGACACUUUUCUGUCGUCACAGUGAAGGUUUACAUGUGGCACCCAUAAAAGAUGAAGCUGAGAACACGGAAGGCUUCUCAGCAAUCCAGUCCAAUCCAAACACAGCGCACUGCCAGAGCAAAAAGGAAAUAUUCAGAGGUUGAGGAUAGCUUGCCUUCAGGAGGAGAAAAACCAUCAAAGAAUGAAACUGGCUUAUUGUCUUCAAUUAAAAAAUUCAUUAAAGGAAGCACGCCCAAGGAAGAGAGAGAAAAUCCUUCGAAACGGAGUAGAAUUGAACGUGAUAUAGAUAAUAAUUUGAUUACAUCAACACCAAGAGCUGGAGAAAAGCCUAACAAACAGUUGUCUCGAGUAAGACGGAAAAGUCCAGUCAAUGGAGAAGCUGGUAGUUAUGAAAUGACAAAUCAACAUAUAAAACAAAAUGGGAAAUUAGAAGAUAAUCCUUCCUCAGGUAGUCCUCCAAGGACUACAUUGCUGGGGACCAUAUUUUCCCCUGUCUUCAACUUUUUUUCACCAGCAAAUAAAAAUGGAACGUCAGGCUCGGAUUCCCCAGGACAGGCUGUGGAAGCCGAGGAGAUAGUGAAGCAACUAGACAUGGAACAGGUGGAUGAAAUCACUACCAGCACUACGUCAGCUAAUGGAGCAGCUUACUCAAAUCAAGCAGUUCAAGUGAGGCCAUCGAUAAAUAAUGGUUUAGAAGAAGCAGAAGAAACAGUUACUCGGGAUAUCCCACCUCUUACAGCACCAGUAACUCCAGAGAGUGGUUACUCAUCAGCCCAUGCAGAAGCCACCUAUGAGGAAGACUGGGAAGUAUUUGACCCCUAUUAUUUCAUCAAACAUGUUCCGCCUCUGACAGAAGAACAACUAAAUAGGAAACCCGCUCUUCCUUUGAAAACGAGAAGCACACCAGAGUUCUCCCUGGUCUUAGAUCUGGAUGAAACACUAGUGCACUGUAGUCUGAACGAGCUGGAAGAUGCAGCACUUACUUUUCCAGUCCUUUUCCAAGAUGUCAUUUAUCAGGUUUAUGUGAGAUUAAGACCAUUCUUCAGGGAAUUCCUUGAACGAAUGUCUCAGAUGUAUGAGAUCAUUCUUUUUACUGCUUCUAAGAAGGUGUAUGCAGACAAGUUACUGAACAUACUAGACCCUAAAAAGCAACUGGUCAGGCACCGGCUUUUCCGAGAACAUUGUGUUUGUGUACAAGGAAACUAUAUAAAGGACUUAAAUAUCCUUGGAAGAGAUCUUUCCAAAACUAUAAUAAUUGACAACUCACCGCAAGCCUUUGCCUAUCAGCUUUCUAAUGGAAUCCCUAUAGAAAGUUGGUUUAUGGAUAAAAAUGACAAUGAACUCCUAAAAUUGAUUCCAUUUCUGGAGAAGCUUGUAGAACUGAAUGAAGAUGUCCGACCUCACAUCAGAGACAGAUUUCGCUUGCAUGAUUUGCUGCCCCCAGAUUAAGUUCAGAGACUUGUCAGAUCACUGAGGGGGGAGAGAGAAUGCAGGACCCUUUGGACUAAGACAAAAACAUUGCCAUUACUGUUGAAAUUUUGCAUUUUUGUACCCCGUCUUGCUUUUCUUAUCUUUGGUGCCCAAUAAUAAUCAAGGGUUACAGAAAGAGACUAUCUCAGAUUGAACACAUACAGCGGGUAGGCUAGAACAGAGGCGUCUGUAGAACUAGUACAACUCCAGUGAAACUUUUUCUGUACAGGACAUCUGCAGUUGAUCAAGAAUUCUGUGUCUGCCACCAGCAGUUUGCCCUGUAUACACAGGAUUUUAUGAUAACAACAGAGGUGAAAGUGGACUCUCACUUCUCUCUGUUCGGUGCUCUCAGUGGGUUUGUAGCCACUCUUCUGUUACUAUUCUCAUUUCAACAGGAAUGGCCAGUAAAAAGUUGUUUUAUUUUUCCUGUUAAGGUUUAUAACCUUUUUACAUUUCUGACCUGUAUUAGAUUAGAAUCUCAUAAUGCAUUCCUUUUAGUUGAGGCGCUUCAUAGUUUUCUGGAAAUAGUCAAUUUUUAGUUUGUUUUUUUUUAAAUAUACAUUUGAAUGGCCGUUUUCCUGCUUUGUCUGCCUGCAUAUUGUAUAUUUGUUUAAAAAUAUUCUCUACUUUUAGUCCAUGUAAGUUUCAUUUAAAAAAAAAACAUGCAUUUAUAUUUUGUUCUGUAAUAUUCUACUGUAGGUGAAAUCUUCAAAAAUCAAGAGACUGGGUAGGUAAGAAUAUAUGAAUGACUAAUAUUCAAACGAUUUGAACCAUUGUGAUGACAUGUAUUCCAGAUGGUAAGAUCUUGAAAUGGCACACAUUCAGUGGAUAAAGGUAUACCUCAGACUUCACUGUGCUCACUAACCUUUGAGGAGAACGAGUUCAGUCUCCUGUUGGGCUUGAUUCAGUUACUGCUGCCUUUGGUUUUCUCCAGGAAUGAAGUAUUCAGCACAGUGACUCAGUAUUUACUUGGCAUGGGCUGGUUAGUACCUCUGUUAUGCUCUCGGUUACAAUCAGUUUAAAACUCUGUGUAACAGUCUUGGUACCUAACAGUAGCUAUGCAUAAUCCUGUGGCACAGUACACUCCCGGCCACCAGUGCAGUUAAUAUGCUCAUAGUGGUUUUCUAUGCUAUAUGAAAAUAGUCGUCACGCCUUGGUUCUCUAAUGCAGCUACCACAAGAGGUUGAUAUUUUUAUAGUGGCGUGUAAUCUCCUUUUCAGGGGGCUUUUUAUGGAAGGUAGAAUUUGUAAGAGUUAGUAUGCUUUGCCUCUCAACUGCAUUAACAUGCCGCAGGCUCAGACUGUUUUUGUGUAAAGGAUGUCAAAGAACGGCACUUUUUCUAAAGAGAAGUUUGAUAUUUUGUAUGCUUGUUAAGAAAGUACAGUAUUGGAAAUUAAAGGUGGACAACUGAUAAUUGAGGAGUAUGUCAGUUAAUUUUUUAUGUAUAUUACCUGUUUACUUGUACAACUUACUGUACAAAUUACAUGCAGCUUCAUUUUCAAAUGAAUCCUUAAAAUAAGGAAAUCUUUUUAGGAAAACAUUUAAUUUUUGUAUUUUUGAUUUUAAAGGCAUGAGUUGUCAGUUUUCAGUGUAUUAAUGAAGAUUUUAACUUUUCAUCAGGUUGAGUGUUUUCUUACUAUAUUAUCUGUUGUGUAUGUAGUUAGCAUAUGUGUCACUGAACUGUUUAAAAACCUAGCAUGUAGAGCAAGCCUGUUUUGUGGAAAAUCCUUAUUCAUUAAAAAAAAAAUAAUCAUGGCAGAUUUUCUGCAAAAAAAAAAAGCAAAAGCAUUUGCAAUUCAGAAUACUGAUUUUUUUUUAUUUUACAAAGGGUAUUUUGCUUGCAAGAACAAUACUACAGAUUCAUUUUAAUGAGAAUCUUUGAAGUGUAUUUAUCUUUAGGGCACCUGGGCAUCUUUAUGCUGUUUGUCUUAUGUCUUUCUUGAAAUAAAAUGUACAUACGUUACCUUUACAUAUGCUCUUGCUCAAAAUUGUGAACCUAGUUAAUUUCUUCCUGAUCCCAUCAUUUUUAUGCUAGUAUAGCAAACCCCAAACUUAUACAAGAUCUAAAUUUUUGACAUGCAUAAUUAUUGAAAGUUUUCCUGAUUAAAUGAAUACAGUCUCAAAGUCCUUCCCACAUCUUUAAGGGGAAAUGUAAACACUUAUACCAUUGUGCCUGUUGGCACUUAAAUGAUAAUAAAGCAGGCGCAUUCAAGGAGAGCUCCUUUAAGUCAGCUGAGUAAGAAUGACAAAAUAUGUUGUGGGAAAGUUUAUAUGACCUGAGAGUCGAGACCAAAUUAAUUAUUAUUUUUUCCAUUGCUUUAUUUGGGUAAUUCUAAAGUUGUUGACACAAAGUGUAAAUUACAAAUAAACAAUUUAGCCAGCUCCUUCCCAUCUCAGUAGAUUAUCUUCCAGUCAUGUCUUUGUUGGUAGCUGUAGAACACUUCCAUUUAGGUAGUGGGAGGUGUAUAGUUUUUGAAUUGAGACGUGCCCAGCUGUCAAUGCACACAGUAAACAUGACUGUAGUAAAUGCAGGGGCCAUGGAUCCACGAGGCACAGCAAGCUACCUGUGUACACAUUACAACUCUUAGGACCUAUUAAAAUUGUGCUAUUUCCGGUUAUGAAUGUUUGACUUUUAAGACAUUCUUUUAAAUAUUUGUAUCAUUGUUAGAGAAUGUUUUAAUUGGUUGUAUUUUUUAAUCCCAUGUAAUAUAUGUAGUCCUGACCAGAUUUACUACCAUUUUUCUCUGGGUCCUAAAAGAGAAUUGAUGACAAUUCGUAACCAGAAAUUGUUUUAUAUUUGCUAGUAUGUAUAUUUAUUUAUCCAAUGGCUUUAUUUGUUUCCCAAAAUUGUAUUGGGACUUGUUGAAAGCAUUGUGUGACUUCUAUAAAUGGCUAUUUUCUUGUAACUGUCAGUAAUAUGGAUGUGUACAUUGUUUUAUAUAUAUACAUAUAUAUAUAUUUCUCGGGGUAAUUUUUUUUUAGGGUUGACAGUGUUUUUUUUUUUGUUGUUGUUUUGUUUUUUAAGUUACCUUUUGCCAAUGACUUUUUCUGCUAGCUUUUACUUUCAUUCAGCCUUCUAACGGAGUUCAUUCUUAUUGUGUUGUCAACUUGCCUGUAAGAGAAACUUCAUCUCAUCAGUGAAGAAGGCGUUUCAUUAUUCCUACAAGUCUUACAGCAAGCACAGAUUCUUCAUAAGGAUCAGAUCUCUUCCGCGUUUGUGUCAGUCACAUAAAGGACACAGAAACCUUCCUUUCCUUGUACUGAUCUGAUGGUGUUAUACACUACAUCACUAGCUAGUUAAGGUUUUGUGACCUGACUUCUUCGUCUUCCUAGGUAUUUAUUUGUUACCUCUUUAAAUCUUGUAUGUCUAAAUUAACUUAGAAUAGUUACCCACCGAAUAACUAUGCCAAGAACUAGGAAAGAAUGUUUAUUUUAUUUCCCCUUAUAGGGGAAGAGUGGACUGGGAACAAAAAUGUAAGGCCAAGAGGCCUUAGGUUGUCAUUCAUUCAAUUUCUUAUUCCUCUCUGGGCUGUAUUUGAUUUUUUUUUUUUUUUCAGUGCUAAAUGUAUUUGAAUAUAGCAUUGCUUUUCAUGUCUUCCCUUGAGUUGAAAACCUGCUAGGAAUUUGUAUAAAAUACCUUAAAAAGUUUUCAGUUAGAACCACAAAACUCAGUACCUUAUAUUUGAUGCUACUUAAAUUAUUGAAAUCCAAGUCACACUACUAGGAUACAUUUUCAUAAAAUGUUUCUCUGUUAUCUUGAACUGAAAUUCGAUUGUAAAUCAGUUUAGUCCACAAACAUGUUUUGAGAUCCUUUUAAAAAGGAUUUAAGAGAACAAGUUUAUUCUAGUUUAUGGUUUACUACUAUUAUUUUAAGAUACAUAGUGAUUCCCAAAGCUGCCUGUUGAUCAGAAUUACUCUGAGGAACUUGUAAACUACAGACUCUUAAAGCCUACCCCCUGGGAAGCUUUCUCACGGAACAUGGAUGGGAGUUGUGUGUUUUUAAAGUUCUCCCAGUGAUUCAAAUAGACAACUUUGGUAUAUUCCUGUUCUAAAUAGUUCGGUUUGAGAAUAGGUUACAAAAGUUCACCAGGCUUUUUCUCUGUGGUAGGGUUUUUUUGUUUUUGUUUUUGUUUUUGUUUUUUUUCUUUCUUUUCUUUUCUUUUUUUUUUAAAGCUGGGACCAUAUUUCACAGAACUUAUUCAAGAUAUGAGGAGGAAUAAUGAAGAUUGAGGCUACUGCUCAUUAUCAUUUUUGUCAUUCAUACUUUUUAAAGAAUUUGUGUUUAUAGAACUCUGAAUAGCUGAUCAUUUACAUAGCUGAAGGACAUGUCCCUGAAUGAGACCAUUAUAUAUAUUAACUAAAAUAUUUCACUAUUUUUUUAUUUUAUAAAUCUUUGUAGAAAUGAGCAAUGAAAUGCUACUUUCAUCUUUUGAAAUGGGAUUUUUCAAGGUAGUGUCCUUUUGGUAUUAAGGUAGAGAGGAGUUAAUAUUCUCUCUACUUAUUUCCACAUGAAUCAAUAUGAAGUCGUGGACAUUUAAAAAUCUCAAUUUAAUUUCUACUUAUUUACUAUGCAGUAUAGCCGUGAACAAGUAAUGUAGAUUUAGUUUUCUCAUCUUCAAAUGCCCUGAUCACCCUACCUCACAGGGUUGUUGUGGGGAUAAAUAAAACUUUUAUGGAAGUA
Molecule: messenger RNA, 6705 nt
Organism: Peromyscus leucopus (white-footed mouse)
Lineage: Eukaryota; Metazoa; Chordata; Mammalia; Rodentia; Cricetidae
Gene: Ctdspl2
Product: CTD small phosphatase like 2
Exons: 13
Coding region: 606-2003 (465 amino acids)
Molecular function (GO): phosphoprotein phosphatase activity
Source: RefSeq, a predicted model, not a curated record